Messenger RNA from Alexandromys fortis (reed vole), 6426 nucleotides. RefSeq names its product nuclear receptor subfamily 6 group A member 1 (gene Nr6a1). Gene Ontology annotation, biological process: regulation of DNA-templated transcription. Gene Ontology annotation, molecular function: sequence-specific DNA binding; nuclear receptor activity; zinc ion binding. Bases 213 to 1700 code for a protein of 495 amino acids. The record is from RefSeq and is a predicted model, not a curated record. Lineage: Eukaryota; Metazoa; Chordata; Mammalia; Rodentia; Cricetidae. The transcript has 11 exons. Gene Ontology annotation, cellular component: chromatin.
AGCGCGUGACGUCAGAGGAGGGAGCUGGCCAGUGCUGAGGGGGCGCGGCGCGGAGGGGCGCGGAGCCGGGAGGCUCGGGGCCCAGAGCGCGCGGCGGCCGGGAGCCCGCCGGCCCCUGACAGCCCCCUCCCCCCGGUGGACGACGACGACGACUACGAGGGCGCGAGUCAUGGCGGAGCAGCGAAGCCUGCGGGGGCCCUGAGCGCCGCCGCAUGGAGCGGGACGAACGGCCGCCCAGCGGAGCGGGAGGCGGCGGGGGCUCGGCGGGGUUCCUGGAGCCGCCCGCCGCGCUCCCUCCGCCGCCGCGGAACGGCUUCUGUCAGGAUGAAUUGGCAGAACUUGAUCCAGGCACUAAUGGGGAGACUGACAGUUUAACACUUGGCCAAGGUCACACACCUGUUUCUGUUCCAGAUGAUCGAGCUGAACAACGAACCUGUCUUAUUUGUGGGGAUCGUGCUACAGGCUUGCACUAUGGGAUCAUCUCCUGUGAGGGCUGCAAAGGCUUUUUCAAGAGGAGUAUCUGCAACAAGCGUGUGUAUCGGUGCAGUCGUGAUAAGAACUGCGUCAUGUCUCGGAAGCAGAGGAACAGGUGCCAGUACUGCCGCUUGCUCAAGUGUCUCCAGAUGGGCAUGAACAGGAAGGCUAUCAGAGAGGAUGGCAUGCCUGGAGGCCGGAAUAAGAGCAUUGGGCCAGUUCAGAUAUCAGAAGAAGAGAUUGAAAGAAUCAUGUCUGGACAAGAGUUUGAGGAAGAAGCCAAUCACUGGAGCAACCAUGGUGACAGCGACCACAGUUCCCCUGGGAACAGGGCUUCAGAGAGCAACCAGCCCUCGCCAGGCUCCACAUUGUCAUCCAGUAGGUCUGUGGAACUAAAUGGAUUUAUGACAUUCAGGGACCAGUACAUGGGGAUGUCAGUGCCUCCACAUUAUCAAUACAUACCACACCUUUUUAGCUAUUCUGGCCAUUCACCACUUCUGCCCCCACAAGCUCGAAGCUUGGACCCUCAGUCCUACAGUCUGAUUCACCAGCUGAUGUCAGCCGAAGACCUGGAGCCAUUGGGCACACCCAUGUUGAUUGAAGAUGGAUAUUCUGUGACACAAGCAGAGCUGUUUGCUCUGCUUUGCCGCCUGGCCGACGAGUUGCUCUUUAGACAAAUUGCCUGGAUCAAGAAGCUGCCUUUCUUCUGCGAGCUCUCAAUCAAGGAUUACACGUGCCUCUUGAGCUCUACAUGGCAGGAAUUGAUCCUGCUCUCUUCCCUCACAGUUUAUAGCAAGCAGAUCUUUGGGGAGCUGGCUGAUGUCACGGCCAAGUACUCGCCGUCUGAUGAAGAGCUACACAGAUUUAGUGAUGAAGGGAUGGAGGUGAUUGAACGGCUUAUCUACCUAUAUCACAAGUUCCAUCAGCUGAAGGUCAGCAAUGAGGAGUAUGCAUGCAUGAAAGCAAUUAACUUCCUGAAUCAAGAUAUCAGGGGUCUGACCAGUGCCUCACAACUAGAACAACUGAAUAAGCGGUACUGGUACAUUUGUCAGGAUUUCACUGAAUAUAAAUACACACAUCAACCAAAUCGCUUUCCUGAUCUUAUGAUGUGCUUGCCAGAGAUCCGGUACAUUGCAGGAAAGAUGGUGAAUGUGCCCCUGGAACAGCUGCCCCUCCUCUUUAAGGUGGUGCUGCAUUCCUGCAAGACAAGUGCAGUGAAGGAGUGACCUGUUCCCAGCACUGCCUCGGGUGCCAGCAGUGCCUUGGGUGGGCAGGACAGGCUCCAGAGGAAAGAGCCAGAGAGACCAAGAUGGAGACUGUGGAGCAGCUGCCUCCAUCACAAGAAUUUGUUUGUUUGUCUGUUUUUAACCUCAUUUUUCUAUAUAUUUAUUUCACGACAGAGUUGAAUGUAUGGCCUUCAACAUGAUGCACAUGCUUUUGUGUGAAUGCAGCAGAUGCAUUUCCUUGCAGUUUACAGAAUGUGAAGAUGUUUAAUGUUACCGUGUUGUCAUUGUUUAGAGAUAGUUCUUUUGUAUUUUGAGGGAGAGGGUGGGAUGGAGUAGACGACUAUUCCCAUAAUGUUGACAAAGACAACUACCUCAAUGGAAACAGGGAUAUGACCAUCCCUACCUUUCCACAGUUUCUCAGCGGACAUAUGCUUGUCUGUUCGAGAACUGGCUGCCUUUUUAUAGCCCCAGAGAAAUAUGCCAAAGGAGCAAAACAGUACAGGGAGACUUACUAGAGAGGUGGGCAGGACGUUUGAGAAGCAGGUUUUAUUUUAACCCUCAGUGUUUGAUGAGGAUUAACCAUCACCUCAUCCCACAAGCCCAAAGGGCAGAAACUUGUGCUCCUCCCUUUUGCUGCACCCUCCCACCCCACACACUGUUGUCUGUUGAAUGCUGCUGUCAGGUUUUCGUCCAGGCAGAGUCCUGCUGUAAAUCAGUCUGUAGGACUUGCCUCCCAGCUGCCCAGUCUCCUGACCCAGGUCUACCAAAGCCUUCCUUCUUUAGACUCUAUCCCUCCUCCUAUGGAUUUGACUCCCUGUCCUUUAGAAAGGUAACAGAAAAAUGCCCUGUUCUCUCACUUCUCAUUUGUUCUCCUUUAACUUGUUUCCCUCAAAGGGUAGAGGGACGAAGGCCAGGCUGCUGAAAGAAUAGACUCCUUUGGAAGCCCCUGUUCUCACCCUACCUUAUCCUUAGAACGAAAUCUAAAACCUGUUUAGUUUUUGUAUUUUGGUGGUGGUGGUGGUGGUGGUGGUUUGGUUUGGUUUUGGGUUUUUUUUUGUUUGUUUGUUUUUGUUUUUGAAAAAGGGUUUCUCUGUGUAGCCUUUUGUCCUGGAACUCACUCUGUAGACCAGGCUGGCCUCAAACUCAGAGGUCCACCUGCUUCUCCCUCCGAGUGCUGGGAUUAAGGGUGUGCACCACCACCGCGUGGCUAAAACUGCCAUUUUUAAACAGUAGAAAGAACCAGAUACUUGGCUCCUAAAUUUUGUUGUAAGCUCUCCUGUUAUUUCCAAAAUGAGAUCAGUAUACCAGAGCUCUAGAGCAGAAAGCCAAGACCCAGAGAUGCCCAGUUAUUCCUUCAACUCUCAUCCGUGGUCUGUCUACCAAGGCCUAGAGGGGUGGACCCAGAAGUACCUGGAAGGCAAAGGGGCUUUAAACUACCUCAUGUGUCUCAGGGCUUCCCUACUGCCUCUGCAGACACAGCCUAGAGCCCUUGUGCUUUAUUGCCUGCCCACCUCAUUCUAGGAAAAGUUCCUGCCUCCAGACUUCGGCUCAGGCUACACCUAGCUUGUCGUAGAAUUGUUUGAGCUGCUUUUCCUUUCUUUGCCCUCAGCAGGCCUUCCUACAGUUGUUGCCCCCAGACAGCUGCUUUACCGGUGCAUCCCUUGGCUGGCCUGUUGCAUCCACAGCAUCUCCUUGAGCCUCUUUGGUCAGGAACUGUUUACUCUACCCCAAUGAAGCCUAGUUCACUUACCCAGGAGGCUGCUGCAUCCUGUGUAUUCUAAGUAGUCUUCACUAGAGUUUUUCUCUCUAGUAAAAUGUUACGGGUACCAGCAAAGUGACACUCAAUGUCUCUUGAUGUCCAAAGCUCAGAGCGUUACUUCUCAGUCUGAGAGAGAAAGAAAGAGAUGUGUUUCUCAGGAAAGUACCGGACAGAAUGUUUUUCACAUGUUGGUAGAAAGAUAUGUGUGUUGAUGUGUCUUUUAGUUUCUAAGAUCACAAUAUUUUUCUUGUUUGCCUGAAUUUUUGCAUUUAACCAAGCAGAUCGCAUUCUUUGGCUCCAGGUCAGAGUCUCAGCUACUUUCCUCAAGCUAGGAAUCAGAGACACCUCCUAGAGACAGUGCCUGUGCACAGCAGCUUUCUUUGCAUAGACCUCCAUUUGUCAAAUUGUUAAUUUUUGAAAUUGCUUAUCAAAUUAGCAUUUUACCUGGUGUGUUGAAUGUCAGAGCUCUGAUGAGGCAGGAAUAUGUCUCUCCAAUAAUGUAGUAUUAAACAGAGCAAGUCGUUAAUUUGUAGAGUGGGGGAAAGGGUCUGCAAGUUGCCAUCGUACAAAUCCAUUUUUACAAAUGUUUGCAGCAGAUUCCACAGAACAAAGAGCCCAUUCAUUGCCAAGAGCCCUGCAGAAUCUCUGAGCCAAGUGGCUGUGUGUUCUGAGCUGGAGCCUGACCUGUGGACCGCCUUUAAUGUCUUCUGCUCCCAGUCCUUUUAUGACACGGGCAUCUUUAAACAGGGUAAAGUGAGUGUGCUGCAGACUCAGGUGUGGUGAGGAGAGGGAGGAGUGCAGCUAGCAGCGUGGAGACAUUAGGUCAGCCACUAGAUGUAUUUGUGAUUUUGGUUUGAAGGACACAGAGAAAGGUUGGAGGGGGAGGUUUGGUGUGCUUGUUUUUUUGCCUUUUUUUCCCAUAAUGUUUGGUGAACAGGCAGCCUUUUUGCUAGUGGAAAAAGGAAAAAUUUGUGCACAUUAUUUCUCAUUCUUUUUUCUACCCUCUCUGAUCCUGGCCACUAAAAGUACUCACUUUGAGUGAGAAUUUUUCCACCAUAAAAAAUAAAGCCCCAAAAGCCUUCUUGCACUAUGCCAGGACACAAAGGCAUCCCCUUCCUUUUCUUGUGUGUUUGGAGUCUUGGAGCUUUGUAGUUGUUCUCCGGCUCCCAUUAGAGACCUUCAGUGUCCUUUGCGGGGUUUGCUGGUCUCGCCCUUAGUUUGGAGAAAUUCCCUACAACUAACUCCUCUCCAAGCCCUCCGCCUGGCGUAGGACAGCUGAAGGGGCCAUCAUAGAGUCAGGAGGGAGAGGAGAACAUAGAAGCAUCACCCAGAGUUGCCCGUUCCACACGUAGCCUACCUCUGACUUGCCCCACUAUUCAGGGAAGUGAGCCAGCUGUCUAGCCUGCUGCCCUGCACCUCUCUUGUUUGUUCUUGACUACUUCCUGAGUGAUGGGACGGAUAGGCAGAAGGCAGUCUUUAAGUUGUGGCCAAGGUUAGCUAAACUAAAGGGGCCCUGGCCUCCCUAGGGCAGAAAGCUGAGCAGUUGCUCUGUAUCUCUGCCUCUGCAACACUGUUCUUUUGUUACUUUUUAAUUUUUAAAUUGCAGUUUUUAAGAAAUUUAUCCUUUCUGACCAGUUCUUCUAUUAAACUUUGAUUUUUUUUUUUUUUAAAGUCUAGAAAGAAAGAAAACCCAUUAACUGACUCCCCCACCUUGGUCCAUGGGAAUACCCACACGCCCCUCUGCCAUUGGUCCUCCUCCCUUUUCCUCACGCCCAGUGUCUGUGAAGUAGUGUUUUAUCUGUCUCUUAGGAUGAAAAACGGCAAUCAUUCCACCAGGUGCUGGAAACUGGUCAGCCUUGAAGCAGGCGCUUUUGGGACCACAGCUCAGGGAUGUGUAUUUAAUUACAGGGUCCCCAGAAAGCCCUCUUUUGGCUGCCACAAGUGACAUCUUUCCUGGAGUCAAACCCUGAGUGCUUCCUCAGGGCGCAGCCACAGUCUACUGAGCUGGAAGCAGGCUGCCUCCUUGGUUAGGUCUGGGCUUCCUCAAGACUCCAACCAUCCUGCACGUGAGCUUCUAUGGUGCUCCUGGGAGGCCUGGCCCUUCUGCCCAGGACCAGUCCUCUUCUCAGGCUGCAGUCCUAACAGACACCAGCUUGCAUGGGUAUCAGUUGGAGGCUUAAAUGGAAGCUGUGGGAAAGCCUACUGCAAACCCAAGAAAAAUGUGCUACUGGGGGAGGCUAGUUUUCCAGACCCUGAAGCCAGCGCUGCCAGCCAAAGGGUUCUCUUGCUCUUUGGUGACCUUUUUCUUAGCAGAAAUAUAAUAGGUGAUAAUGUUUUUGACUCAAAUUUCCAUGGGGGAAAGAAACUACCUCUUGAGUGACAUCCUGGUCGAUUCCUCUCUGAGGAGUCUGUGGUUCCCAUGCUGUUUACAUGUUUCUGUCGGGAACGAAACCCUGGACUGUUGGUGUUUUUGUCUGUGUUGCCAUCCCAGGCCUGCGAUAGGGGCUUGUGGCUGUAUUGUAAUGUCUGGGCAGUAUCUGAGGAGUUCUUCCCACCUGCCCAGCUAGGGACAAGCCACCCCUGGAAGAGGCCUUCCUAUGUAUGCUCCAUAGCUUGGGUUUCAGGAGCUCUGAUGGCAAGUGCAUCACGAGCCUACCUUAGGCUACCUCCCAGUCCUCCCACAGCAGGAAUCGGAUGAAUAGGAUGUCUCUGAGCCCUUGUUCCCAAAGGGCUGGCCAAGGGCUGCCUGCCAGCCUGGCUCCAUCAGCCCUGCAUGACCAAAUGAUAGUUGGCGGGCUCUGCAGGCUGCUCAGGCCCUCUGCUACCUCCCACACUUGCCUGCUGGCAAGGGGUGGGCCUUGUUCUGUGAAUUGACUACCUUUGGAAAUGUGACCAGUUAGUGUGAAAUGCAUGUUUAGCAAGCAUUAGGUACUGUAUUUGAACCAAUAAAUGUGAAUCCUCUGCACA